Nasonia vitripennis (jewel wasp) is the source of this 2176-nucleotide messenger RNA. Its product is annotated as transmembrane protein 26. The transcript has 5 exons. Bases 158 to 1771 code for a protein of 537 amino acids. The record is from RefSeq and is a predicted model, not a curated record. NCBI's taxonomy places the organism in Eukaryota, Metazoa, Arthropoda, Insecta, Hymenoptera, Pteromalidae.
CCGUAAGUGGCGGUACCUCGUGUCUCUCGUUUGAAAGUCAUUGCCGUGUCAAAGUUCAUUUUUUUCAAUAAAUUUGAACGUAAAAAAGUAAGCGCGAGCGGCAUAUAAUGGAGCUCUCAAUUAUGGGAAUAUAGUCGGCGCAUGUAUUAACAAAGCCAUGGCGAAGUUCAUCGCGAGCGUAAAGGCGAUAAUAACAAGGCUGGUGUUCGCGUCGCACGGUUUCAUAGCUAUUUGGCAGGUGACGAGUUUCAAACGCAAUCCGAUCUACUGGUACCUCUGCUGUCCCAUAAUUCUACUCUUCUUCGAGGGUAUUUUCACGCUGACGAUCAAAGCCAAUCAAGAAUGGAAGUGGUUUUGCCCCUCGGUAUUUCUGUACUUGGGAAGCGUCGUGCCCGCCAUUUGGCUUCUCGAGCUGGACAAAGUCGAGCGAAGAUUGAAAAACCUGGGAUCGAACGUCAAUCUCAACGACACCUUCGAUCUGACGAACUUGGAGGACCUGAAGCAACUGCAGAAGACACUGGGAAUGAACAUCCGACUCCCAGACAUCCAGAUCUCAACGGAGACUUGGGUCACCCUGAUCGAGCAGUUCCUCAUGCUCAUCCUGAUAAUCGGCCGCUGGAUGUUGCCGAAAGGCGAGCUGACCCGCGACCAGCUAAGUCAGCUGCUUCUGGUCUACAUCGGUACGGCUGCAGACAUAAUCGAGUUCUUCGACUCGUUCAAAGAGGACAAGGUCGCCCGAGAGCCACUACUCGUCUACCUGACUCUCGGCAUCUGGUCCUGGUCUCUUAUGCAGUUCACCGUUGUUUUGACCGCCACGAAGAGCAGGAAGUCGAGGUUGUCCUCUGGAACGGCUAUUAGGAGAAAAGUACCCGCGGAGACGAGUUGUUGCAGUAUCGACGUCUGGGCCAUUGGCAUCAAUAUGGUCUUGCAGGACGGUCCCUUCCUAGCCUUCCGACUGAUCCUCAUAAUCCACUACAAAAUCGUCAGCUACAUGAACAUCUUCUUCACCUGUAAAAACACCCUCGUGAUUCUCCUGCAACUCUACCGCCUCUACGUCGUGCAAAGCGAAAGUCGAACGCGACGUCGCAAGCAGCGAGAGAAGCAGCAGCAGAAACGUUACGACAAGUACAACGAGAUCGGUAGCAUCAGCAUCAUUUCCCGACCGGACGACGCCUACAGCUGCGACAGAAAAAGGACCAAGAGACGAAAGGCCUGCAGCGACGAGGACAACGACGACGAUUACCGAGAAGAGAAGAAGAGACGGAAAAAGAAAUCGGCAGCCGGUGCCAGGGUGAAGGACGUCGAGGCCAAUGUCGUGGUUGUUACGGAAUCGGACGAGGCUGAUUCGGAGGAACUAGAUCGGUACGAGGCGUCGCCUAAGAAACGGGAGAACAGCAAUAGAAAACCUCGACAGGAUACAGGCUACUCGACCUCCAGUUCACGCACCUCAUCGAAGGGUCGUCGGAAGCGCAGUCAGGAAGACCGGAAACGCGCCGAUCGCUCGGCCAGUGGGGAUAACAACGAAGACAAGGAUCGCGAAUCUCGAUCGAGCAAUAAGAAGAGUUCGAAGACUCGCUCUGACGAAUCCAAGUCGAGCAAGAAAAAGGAGCAGGGCAGCAGGAGCAAGAGUCGACGACGAAGGCGGUUCGACAGCGACGAGGACGAGGAGGAUAAGAGCAAGGGGAGCGAGGACUCGAGCGAGGAGAGCGAGUCCGAGUCUGAGGAGAAGAAAAAAUACGGUCGAAGAAAGCGAGGCGCGGAUCGAGAUUGACAGCGAAGCCUCGGUAUCGUCGCGCUCUUCUUUCUCUACUCGGCCAUUCUCCUUGGCUGCAUACUCCUCAUUCACGCUGGGAUCAACGACGGGCUCGUUCUCAUGUCGAGGAAGCGAUUUUACCUCUACUCGAACUCGACGCAGGCUAAUUGAAUAACCUAUCGCUAUGCGAUUCAUCACGAGUGACGAGAUCUAUAUAUUCAACUGAUACGAGCUAUUUUCUGAUACUCAAUUAUAUUUGCAAGUUCGCGCGUCGUUGUGUACAAAAGUUGUUUUGUCCUACGUGUUUAUUGUCUCGCGCGUACGCUCAUAAUACGAGAAAAAUCGUUCCGAUAUGACGAAGAGAAACAUUUGUUCGGUUAAAGAUGCACAAGGAAGUGUACAAAAAGUCUUUUAUAAAAUAUC